This is a messenger RNA of Cricetulus griseus (Chinese hamster), 172 nucleotides long. The record is from RefSeq and is a predicted model, not a curated record. Lineage: Eukaryota; Metazoa; Chordata; Mammalia; Rodentia; Cricetidae.
AUGAAGACACUUGUCCUCCUCUCUGCCCUUGUCUUGCUGGCCUUUCAGGCCCUGGCUGAUCCUCUGCCAGAAGCAACUGAGGAGGCUAAAAAUGAGGAGCAGCCAGGAUCAGAGGACCAAGAUGUUUCCAUCAUACUUGGAAACCCAGAAGGCUCUGUUCUUCAAGGUCAAG